Molecule: messenger RNA, 2719 nt
Organism: Pomacea canaliculata
Lineage: Eukaryota; Metazoa; Mollusca; Gastropoda; Architaenioglossa; Ampullariidae
Product: F-box/LRR-repeat protein 6-like
Exons: 11
Coding region: 215-1864 (549 amino acids)
Cellular component (GO): SCF ubiquitin ligase complex
Molecular function (GO): protein binding
Source: RefSeq, a predicted model, not a curated record
GUAGCGGAAGUGCUCGCAGGGUGCUCUCCCAUUCGGUACACAAAGGGAGCUGACUGUCACAGGACGUAACUCCUUGACGAUAGGAAAACUCCAUCGGUUCUGUCCACAGACUGACACGGUUGCCUUCCUUCUUUGGCAAAGACUGAGAAUCAAGUGCUAGUGUUCCUUCCAUAAGUGUUGGACAUCUGUAAUCGAGAUAUUUCCUCGAGAAAUAAUGUCUGAAAGAUACGUGGAUCACGUCUUAACAAAAAUAAACCGACGAAACCGAAAGUUUGGAGAUGAAUGGCCGUCAAGCGAUUCAGAGGAUCCUGAUUAUUCUCCUGACCAGAGCAGCAAGAACACUCAUGACUCGGAAUCUGGGGGUUCCACAGAUGUUGAAGAAGACAAGUGUCAUAGCGUAAAAGUAACCUUAAAAAGAAAGAGAACUUCAACAGCUCGUACUUCAUCCCACAUGAAAGAUUUGGACCAUGGCAGCAACACAGACCUCCACAGAACUGCAGGAACUUUGUUGUCUCAUGUAAAGAAUAAUAAGUGCCAUAAAAAGUCUGCCAAAAGAGGGAAAAUAGCAAAUCCCAACAAAACAAAAAAGUCUACAUUUAGCACAGGUUGUAGUACUCAUAGUGACAACACAUCUAGUGUGGAGUGUCCCCAUCUGCCACCAGAACUCUGGCUGAAAGUUUUCCAAUCUGUGGUCAGAAAUGCUGGGCCCUUACCAUUUCUUUGCAGAGCUGCAAAAGUCUGUAGGUCGUGGCAUCAAUUGUGCUCCCACCCCUCCCUCUGGUAUAUUGUUGACUUGUCCUAUGGAUGGAUCAAAAGCACAGAUGCUACACUAUUAUGGCUUAGCCAGCAUAGACUUGCCCACUGCAGAGAGAUCAGUUUGGCUGGCUGGAAGAAACUGACCAACAGUGCUUUUGUGGAAUUUUGCCAGAACUCUCCAGACCUGUGCUCUGUCAACCUAUCCAUGUGUGGAAAACUGACAUCAUUGGCAGUUACUGCCCUUGCUCGCAACUGUUCCCAUUUAAAAGAUCUUGAUCUCUCCUCUGUGUCGGCAGAUGCUGUAUCAGCACAAGCCUUGAAACAAAUCACAGAGAAGCUGGGACCAUCCUUAAAGUCUCUUGUCCUGUCAGGAAACUGUUUCAAAGGUUUUAACAGUGUUCUGAAUUCACUGAUGGAUCAUUGUGUAUGCCUGGAGAGGCUGGAUCUAUCAAACUGCAUUUUCUCAACUGGCGCAUUGACACUCAACAUCGAGCGUUUGCAAACUAGCUGUCCUUCACUUCAGAUUUUGCAGCUCACUGGCUGUCAGGUGUGGGCCCCACAAGUCUCACAGCAAGUCCAGGAAAAGGCACCAGGCUUUACAAAACUCAUGCAGCUGGGCUGUAGUCUUUCUGCCAAUGACAUUUUCAAACGAUUGCUGCACAAUGCCAAGCAGCUGAAGACACUGGAUGUGAGGCGCUCUGUGAGCAUCUUGCCUAAGACGCUGUUGGAAUGUGCAGCGUGUGAUGUCGAGGAGCUUUUUCUGUCUGAAAGUAGCAUCAUCAACUAUCCUGAGAUGCUAGAACAUCUGUUUAUAAAGUGGAGACAUUCUUUGCGAAGUUUGGACCUUGGUGGCACUAUUUCACCAGAAGAGCAUCUUUUGGCAGCUAUUUCAGUCCUAGCAGAAUUUCCAGCAUCUCCCUUGGAAUACCUAGAUUUUGCAGGUUCAAGUGUCACUGUGCCAGUAGUCAGACUUGCUCUGCAAAAACUGAAACACUUGGAAACACUUGACCUCACUAUGUGCCGUGCCAUGCCUCGAGGGACCAAGUGCCUUCAUCAGGGACGCAACAUUCUCAAUAAAUUACUGAAAAAUCUCCAAAUGGCAGCAUGAACAUUAAACUGAUUUUGCAAAUGGCUGGUGUUCUGUCUGCACUGGCUUGCUAUACCAAGCUCAUGAAACUAGUGAAUUGUGUGCCUUUACUCGAUGUCAUGUAGGUAAUCAAGAAAACAUAUAUUUACAUGCACGAAUGUCGGUGCCUUUGAGCUAUUCACAUAUACAAAGGCAAUUUGUAAUAAGCUUUGAACCUGACAGGAAACUGGCACUUUUUAUGUAUUGUGUAGGUCUAUGUAUUGAAGAACAGCAUUCCACUUGGGUUAAUUGCAGGAAGAUUUUGUUGGUUUUACAGAAUAAUACUCUAUGUAGCUGAUGAACAUGAUUACUGUCUUAAAAACGACGAUUUGUGAGGACAAACUAAAGACAUCCUGCUUGUUUGAAGCUAUGAGUGUAAAAUGUUGGUGUGCUUGUCUAUGGCUAUUAGAAUGGUCAGAUUUAUUGUUACUUCACCAUAUGAAUGUCAACACUAGUACAAAUCUUCUGGAUGAAGAAUCUUGUCAGCUAUCAGCUAAUAUUUAGCCAGCCAUGGCCAGUUAGCUGUCCCAAAACUUUGUUCUGCUUUAAUUCGUCUGCUUAAUUAAUCUUACACAGAUGCCAAUUUUAACUAUGCCUAAGUAUUUGCUACCUACCAAUGGUUAAAAUGGCAGCUAUUCUGGUCAAGAACUAUGUGCUAUUCUUAUAAAGGAACUACUGCAUUGAAAAGUAGGAAUCAAUUUUUCCUAAUGUUACAUAUCUUGAAAUUUGAUGCCACAGUUAAUACUAUUAGUAAACUGAUGAUUCUGCAAUAAAGCAUGUCUGUGUUCUACACAUGAAAUUCCAGAGGUAUAUAAAGCAGAUAAAAAUUCUUCAGAA